Lolium rigidum is the source of this 1380-nucleotide messenger RNA. RefSeq lists its product as uncharacterized. The record is from RefSeq and is a predicted model, not a curated record. Lineage: Eukaryota; Viridiplantae; Streptophyta; Magnoliopsida; Poales; Poaceae. Bases 1 to 1380 code for a protein of 459 amino acids. The transcript is spliced from 5 exons.
AUGCUCAACGACCUCCGACAACAACUCCAAUGGAACGAAGCUCGUCGCCGCAACGCGCGUCAUCACGCCGCGGCGGACAACACACUGACGGCGGAGCUGUUCGUCGCCUGCGCGGAGAAGGCGCAGCUCCGUCUCCACUGUCAUGGACAUCAGCCUAGGAUUACAGAAAUUUUUGAAGUUACUUGUACAGUGAUUUUAAGGACAAAUGGUUGGACGGUUACCAUCAAUUUGAUUCAUGCAAUGAGUAUAAAGACAAUGGUUCUGCGACAGGCACGUUUGGAACCUGGUAACAGCGUGAGGGCUCUCGCAAUGGCGAGGCGUCUGGGAUUCGUGCUGGCUUUGGGGGCGGUCGUCCUUCUCGCUGCCGCGGCCACAACCACGGCGCAAUCAGACAAGGGCAAGGUGCCACCCAAGGCGGAGGGGCCGAAGCCCAAUGGGGAGGGGCCGAAGCCGAAGCCCAAGCCAAAGCAGGUCAAGUGCAAUGUCAACCGCAAGGAGAAUCCCUACUGCUUCAACAAGAAGAUGGACUGCCCCGACGACUGCCCUGAGACAUGCUUCGCCAGCUGCACAGAAUACGACUGCAAAGCUGUUUGCGCGUGCGACCAACCGGGAGCUGCGUGCGGCGACCCACGCUUCAUCGGCGGCGAUGGCAACGCGUUCUACUUCCACGGCCGCAAGGAUGCCGACUUCUGCGUCGUCUCCGACCGCGACCUCCACAUCAACGCGCACUUCAUCGGCAAGUCCGGCCACAGCGGCAUGUCCAGGGACUUCACGUGGAUCCAGGCCAUCGCCGUGCUCUUCGACGGACACCACCUCUACGUCGGCGCCAGGAAGACCGGCACCUGGGACGACGCCGUCGAACACCUCGAGAUCACCCUCGACGGCGAGCCCGUGCACCUCCCGGCUGACCAGGUCGACGCUGCCAAAUGGACGUCCAGCCGUGUCCCCGCGUUGUCCUUGACCCGCACCAAGGCGGCCAACGGCGUGCUCGUCGCCCUUGACGGGAAGUUCAGUGUCAGGGUCAACGCCGUGCCCAUCACCGAGGAGGACUCAAGGGUGCACCGCUACGGCGUCACCUCCGACGACUGCCUUGCUCACCUCGAGCUCGCCUUCAAGUUCGACGCGCUCACCGACGACGUCCACGGCGUUGUCGGCCAGACGUACCGGUCCGACUACGUCAACAAGCUCGACGUCAGGGCCUCCAUGCCCACCAUGGGAGGAGAUGCCAGCUUCACCGCUUCCAGCCUGUUCGCGGCGGACUGCGCCGUGGCGCGCUUCGGAACCAUCCGUAGUAACAACGAAGCUUCCGUCAGGUCGGAGCUCGCUGGGAUCACCUGCGCCAGUGGUAUGGACGGCCAAGGCGUGGUGUGCAAGAAGUAA